UAGAAUCAAAUCAAAGCAGGGCAUUUGCGAGUGUUUUCUGUUUAGGGUUUCAAAGUCGAGCAGUCGAUCGAAGAAAGAUGUCUGGGCGAGGAAAGGGAGGAAAAGGGCUUGGCAAAGGAGGUGCGAAGAGGCACAGGAAGGUUCUGCGCGAUAACAUUCAGGGUAUCACCAAGCCUGCCAUUAGACGUUUGGCCAGAAGAGGAGGCGUUAAGCGUAUCAGUGGCCUCAUCUAUGAAGAGACCAGGGGUGUGCUGAAGAUCUUCUUGGAGAAUGUUAUAAGGGAUGCUGUGACAUACACUGAACACGCUCGUCGCAAGACUGUGACAGCCAUGGAUGUUGUGUAUGCCCUUAAAAGACAGGGCAGGACUCUCUAUGGUUUCGGGGGUUAGCCGAUCUGCUCUUAAAUGUUCUUCUUUCUUUAUCUUUCUUUUGGUGUUUCUCAACACCACUCUACUUUGCGAAAUUGUUUGACUAAGUGCUUCAUUUGAAAUUUGUAACAGUGUUGUUGUUGUUUAUAUUGCUGUAGCAUGCCAAAAUAUACUGGAUUCACUGCAUUCAAAUCUGAAAGCUUGAUUGUGUUGA
Molecule: messenger RNA, 582 nt
Organism: Cryptomeria japonica (Japanese cedar)
Lineage: Eukaryota; Viridiplantae; Streptophyta; Pinopsida; Cupressales; Cupressaceae
Product: histone H4
Exons: 1
Coding region: 78-389 (103 amino acids)
Biological process (GO): nucleosome assembly
Cellular component (GO): nucleosome
Molecular function (GO): structural constituent of chromatin; DNA binding; protein heterodimerization activity
Source: RefSeq, a predicted model, not a curated record